AUGCUACUUUCAUUACGUGCUGCAAGCUUUGUGAAGCUUGCAAAGCAUCGGGCGCGUCAUUCCCGAGGUAGAGUGAGCAUUGGGGCGCAAUGCAGUCCAUACGCGACAGAGGCAGCCAAGCAGGAGGAGAAGGCUGCUACGAAGUCAGGGUCUCUCUCGAAAUCCUCAAACGCACGGUACAAUGAAAUAGGGGUCCAGCAAGUCAGCAGCCACGUCUACUCACAAAUCUUUCCGGAAAACGUUGCGCCUCCUCCAAAGGAACUGGUAGAGCUAUCAAGGGACCACCUUCGACGGCAUGAGCUGUUGGGAAAGAACACAGAAAACCCGCCACCGAUUGCGUUUGAUCUUCCCGAGCUCCAAGGCAGCACACUCGAUGAGCACUUCUACAAGCUUGGUAUGGAUGCUGCAGAACCAUUUUUAUCAAAGGCAAAACAUUUCUCGAGAUCAAAUGGUCCACCGAAGCCGAGGAAAUGGGUCCGGAGAAGUGGUUGGACAAAAUAUUAUCCGGAUGGAAGAACGGAGGCAGUGGAUGCGCCGCAAGAGGACAUGUUGUGUUUUGAUACGGAAGUGAUGUGGAAAGAAAGCUCAUUCGCUGUGAUGGCUUGUGCUCUUAGUCCUACAAACUGGUAUGCGUGGCUGUCGCCAUGGCUGCUGGGAGAAUCAGAAAACGAUCGCCACCUUAUCCCUCUGGGAGAUCCCACACAACCUCGGAUCAUUGUGGGACAUAAUAUUGGCUAUGAUCGUGCCCGGAUAGCGGAGGAAUACGACAUCAAGCAAUCAAAGAACAAUUUCUUGGAUACUAUGUCAUUACAUGUGGCUGUGAAUGGGAUGUGUUCUCGCCAAAGGCCGACAUGGAUGAAGCAUAGGAAGAACCGGGAGUUGAGAGACAAGAUUGCUGGUGAAACUGAUAACGCAGAAUUGGCAUCGUUGCUGGGGAAUAAAGCGUUGACAGAAGAGGAAGAAGAAUUAUGGGUUGGGAGAAGUUCAGUCAAUUCAUUACGGGAUGUGGCAAAAUUCCAUCUGGAUAUUUCUAUCGACAAGGCGCAAAGAGACGCAUUCGGAGAAUUAGACCGGGAAGGAGUAAGGGGCAAACUUGACGAGUUGCUAGAUUACUGUGCUGCCGAUGUCGAUGUCACGCACAAGGUUUACAGGAUCGUGUUCCAAAACUUUCUGGAGACUUGCCCACAUCCUGUGAGCUUUGCUGCUCUACGGCACUUAUCUUCCGUCAUUCUUCCCGUUGACAAGUCGUGGGAGUCUUACAUCGAAAAUGCGGAAGCGACAUAUCACAAGCUGUCUGACGCAGUUCAGGAGAGGCUGGUCGGACUAACGGACAAAGCACUCGAGAUUAAGGCUGAUAUCGAAAAGUGGAGGAACGAUCCAUGGCUUCGACAAUUGGACUGGUCGGGACAGGAGAUCAAGAUGGUCAAGGGAAAAAAGAAGAACGACCCUCCUCGGCCGGCUGCUCGUCAGAAGAUGCCAGGAAUGCCGAAAUGGUACAAAGAUCUGUUCGCCAAAACGGAUGGACCCAUUGGUCUCUCAGUUCGAACUCGUAUAGCCCCUCUGCUGUUGCGCUUAGCAUGGGAUGGGAAUCCUCUGGUCUGGUCAGAUAAGUACGGCUGGACUUUCAGAGUGCCUCUGGCGGAUGCCCACAAAUAUACCCAGACACAAAUGCAAGAAUGUACUGCGUUCGAGGAGAAAGAUGUAGCAUUACGAGACGACAGAUCCGCCACAUACUUCAAACUGCCUCACAAAGAUGGCCCUACUGCACGUUGUGCGAACCCAAUGGCGAAGAGCUACAUGUCAUAUUUCGAGCAGGGCAUUCUCUCAUCUGAAUUUGCGUAUGCGAAAGAGGCACUAGAAAUGAAUGCUUCCUGUUCGUACUGGAUUAGUGCAAGGGAUAGAAUAAUGUCUCAGAUGGUAGUGUACGAGAGCGAUGUCCAGAAAGGUACUGAUAUGGGAGCAUCAAAAUUGGAGACGGGGUACAUUCUACCCCAGGUCAUUCCGAUGGGAACAGUCACCAGGCGAGCUGUUGAAAAUACGUGGCUUACUGCUAGCAACGCCAAGAAGAACAGAGUAGGCUCUGAAUUAAAAUCCAUGGUCAGAGCACCUCCAGGAUACUGCUUUGUCGGCGCGGACGUUGACUCCGAGGAAUUAUGGAUAGCCAGUCUGGUCGGUGAUGCCCAGUUCAAGCUGCACGGUGGAAAUGCUGUCGGUUUUAUGACGCUUGAGGGCACAAAAGCAGCUGGAACCGAUUUACAUUCAAGAACAGCCGGCAUUCUAGGCAUUACCCGAAACGAUGCGAAGGUCUUCAACUAUGGGCGAAUCUAUGGUGCAGGGCUCAAAUUUGCUUCGACACUACUUCGCCAGUUUAAUCCAGGACUGUCAGAAUCUGAGACGACCAAAGUUGCCUCCAAUCUGUACAAAGCCACGAAAGGGACUAAGACGAAUCGAAAGGUACUCCACAAGAAGCCAUUUUGGCGUGGAGGGACCGAGAGUUUUGUUUUCAACAAGCUUGAAGAAUUCGCCGAGCAAGAGCGACCUCGUACCCCAGUACUUGGUGCCGGUAUCACAGAAGCCUUGAUGAGUCGAUUUGUCAGCCAAGGGGGUUUUAUGACAUCGAGGAUCAACUGGGCCAUUCAGUCAUCUGGUGUUGAUUACCUUCACCUCAUAAUCAUUUCGAUGGACUACCUCAUUCGCCGUUUCAAUAUCAAUGCACGACUUGCAAUCACUGUUCACGACGAGAUUCGGUACAUCGUAAGUGAGAAUGACAAAUAUAGAGCUGCGAUGGCACUUCAAGUCUCGAAUAUCUGGACCCGCUCGAUGUUCUCUCAGCAGGUCGGCAUCAAUGAUCUGCCACAAGCGUGCGCCUACUUCUCAGCUGUUGACAUUGACCACGUGCUUCGCAAAGAGGUCGACAUGGACUGCAUCACUCCCUCUAACCACGAGAAGAUUCCACACGGUGAAUCUAUCGAUAUCACCACUCUCCUCACCAAGCCAUCAUCCUUCCUCGAUCCAGCUAUUAUUCCCAUCGAUCCUCCGAAUGUGGCGUCGAUCCCAUACACCCCUCGAAUCCCGGUGAUGGAAACCUUAUCCUCGAACACCGACAUCAACUUUUUAAAGGCUCAAAUCACAGCAGACGACAAAGAACUACGCGAUAUCCUCAAAGACCAACGUAAAGCUUCCGAAGUCAACGCACCUCCCAAGAAAAGAGCUGUAAAGACACGCAACAUUCUCCCCUAUCAGGCACGUGCCCACUUGAUCGAAGAUACCAAAUCUGUCUCUGACCUUCUCGGAAACGAUUUCCGCAACUCUUUCCAGAACAGCAAAUACCAACAGAGUGGUGGAAAGUCGAACUGGGGUUUUGACAGACCAUCGCCCGUCAGAGCUCGACCAACUACACGGUGGUAA
Cadophora gregata is the source of this 3408-nucleotide messenger RNA. RefSeq names its product DNA-directed DNA polymerase gamma mip1 (gene MIP1). Gene Ontology annotation, biological process: mitochondrial DNA replication. The transcript has 2 exons. Bases 1 to 3408 code for a protein of 1135 amino acids. The record is from RefSeq and is a predicted model, not a curated record. Gene Ontology annotation, cellular component: gamma DNA polymerase complex; mitochondrion. Gene Ontology annotation, molecular function: DNA-directed DNA polymerase activity; 3'-5' exonuclease activity; DNA binding. Lineage: Eukaryota; Fungi; Ascomycota; Leotiomycetes; Helotiales; Ploettnerulaceae.